AUGGCUGCCAGUUCCGCCGCUCUCGCUUGGAGGUCUGCGGGCUUGAGGGCUCGCGUUGCGUCUCCCCGUUGCAUUCAGCGACCUUCGGUCCUACACAAGCGUGCAGUGCAGCCCCAGGGUACCGUGAGGUACGCCACGGACGCUGCUGCUGCUACAGAGAAUGCUGCCGCCGAGGCUGCUAAGGAGAUCCCAAAGGAGGCCCCAAAGGCUAUGAAAGAGGCUCCCAAGAAGGCGGGUCGCAGGUUUAGAAGAACUGUGCUCGGCACAUCUUUGGCUCUCACUCUCUUUGUUGGAUACGUUUACGGAACAGACACCAGAGCUAGCUUCCACCGCUAUGGCGUGGUUCCUCUCAUUAGAUUGUUGUACCCCGAUGCUGAGGAUGCUCACCAUUUGGGAGUGGAUACUCUGAAGCAACUCUACAAAUUUGGGCUUCACCCCAGAGAGCGGGGUAACCCAGAUGGCGAUGGGGCCCUGACGACUGAGGUCUUCGGGUAUACGCUCUCCAACCCUAUCGGUAUCUCCGGUGGCCUUGACAAGCACGCUGAGAUUCCGGACCCAUUGUUUGCGAUCGGGCCGGCAAUUGUCGAAGUUGGAGGAACGACCCCAUUGCCGCAAGAUGGCAACCCUCGGCCUCGUGUGUUCCGACUUCCCUCCCAGAAGGCCAUGAUCAAUCGCUACGGUCUCAACUCCAAAGGUGCAGACCAUAUGGCCGCCAUCCUGGAACAGCGAGUCCGUGACUUUGCGUAUGCGAACGGCUUUGGCUUGCACGAACUGGCUGAGAAGCGAGUUUUGGAUGGCGAAGCCGACGUUCCCCCGGGAAGUCUUCUGCCCGGAAAGCUCCUCGCCGUUCAAGUCGCCAAGAACAAGACAACACCCGACUCCGACAUCGAAGCCGUCAAAGGAGACUAUGUGUACUGCGUCGACCGCUUGGCCAAGUACGCUGAUAUCCUUGUCGUCAAUGUGUCGAGUCCCAACACCCCCGGUCUGCGCGAUCUCCAGGCAACCGCACCUCUGACUGCCAUCCUAUCCGCUGUCGUCGGAGCAGCAAAGGGCAUUGACCGCAAGACGAAGCCUUUCGUAAUGGUCAAGGUCAGUCCAGACGAAGACUCAGACGAGCAGGUUCAGGGCGUCUGCGACGCAGUCCGCGGCUCAGGAGUCGACGGCAUCAUUGUCGGAAACACCACCAACCAACGCCCCGACCCACUCCCCAAGGGCACCGCACUCCCAGCCAAGGAGCAGACCACAAUCAAGGAAACCGGAGGAUACUCCGGUCCCCAGCUUUUCGACCGCACAGUUGCCCUUGUAGCCCGGUACAGGGCUCAUCUCGACGAAGCCCCCGCCGAGCCCAACUCUGAAGCCGUUGCCGCUAGCAGCCCGCGCAAGGUUCUCUUCGCCUCUGGUGGCAUCACGAACGGCGCCCAGGCCCGCGCCGUGCUGGAUGCCGGUGCCUCUGUGGCUAUGAUGUACACCGGUAUUGUGUAUGGCGGAACUGGCACUGUGACUCGUGUCAAGCAGGAACUGCGCGAGGAAAAGAAGAAGGAGUAA
Molecule: messenger RNA, 1545 nt
Organism: Aspergillus wentii DTO 134E9
Lineage: Eukaryota; Fungi; Ascomycota; Eurotiomycetes; Eurotiales; Aspergillaceae
Product: dihydroorotate dehydrogenase 2
Exons: 2
Coding region: 1-1545 (514 amino acids)
Biological process (GO): 'de novo' pyrimidine nucleobase biosynthetic process; pyrimidine ribonucleotide biosynthetic process
Cellular component (GO): cytoplasm; mitochondrial inner membrane
Molecular function (GO): dihydroorotate dehydrogenase activity
Source: RefSeq, a predicted model, not a curated record